Messenger RNA from Octopus bimaculoides (California two-spot octopus), 3027 nucleotides. Its product is annotated as UTP--glucose-1-phosphate uridylyltransferase. Gene Ontology annotation, biological process: UDP-alpha-D-glucose metabolic process. The record is from RefSeq and is a predicted model, not a curated record. Gene Ontology annotation, molecular function: UTP:glucose-1-phosphate uridylyltransferase activity. Lineage: Eukaryota; Metazoa; Mollusca; Cephalopoda; Octopoda; Octopodidae.
GCAGAUAACCGACCUUCACCUUAUACAGAGGACGGUAUCACCUUGACAUAUCGACGUCGUCCGCCACCCCAGCUGCCUCAUUAAAUCUGUAGGCAGUUGCUGUGUCGUUGGCAUAACACUCUUUCUCUAAACACAUCGAAGCCAACUACUAAGUUUAGCUGGUGGCAGAUAGAUAACCGAUUCUGGAGGACUACAUACUUUUUCGUUAGGCAAGCUAGCAUUUGACUACUUUUUAUUUAUCGAAACCUCCCCUAAUUCAUCGAUGUUAGUAGCCGUCUUCACACCCACAAAAAAAAAAAAAAAAACAUUAAUGUCCUCUCUUCUUACCGUUUUAUUAACAUGUUUUGAAAGAUAAACUUUAUUUCUGACUAAUAUUGGACACAGCUUUUUCUGCAUCGUUUCGGAAGACAUAAAGAAGCAGCAAGGAAACAGUUGUUGAUAAUUGUGCUCUAUCAUUAUUCUGAAGUACUACGUGUCGAGUCUCUUUCACAGCCUGCCUUCUGACAGUAGACUACACAGUGAUAAUUAAUUCCCUUCAUUCAACACCAACACAUUAUAAGGACAUCUUUUUUAAUCACUCUUCGCUGAUCCUCUCGGAUUUAUAGUUAUAGCUGUCUUGUUUAUUAACUGUUGUUGAUAGAAUCAACAUGGCCAACACAGCUUUCGUAAAGGGUCACCGACGAACGUCAAGCGACAUAGAAUUCAAGGAGUUGAUACGGAGAGAUGCUCAAUUAGCAAUGCAUAAGGAACUAACCAAAUUAAUACAAACUGCUCCUCCAGUCCAACAACCUAAAGUGAAAAAUGAACUUGACCGCUUCCAGAUUUUGUUCGAAAGAUACUUGCAAGAAGCGGGUACAUCGCUAAACUGGGAAAAAAUCAAAGUGUUACCUGACGAUGCCAUAAAAAACUACAACGAAAUCCAGCGAACAGAACUGACAAAUAUGAAGAACAUGUUAAACAAACUUGUGGUCCUUAAAUUGAACGGAGGUCUUGGCACCAGUAUGGGUUGCCAAGGUCCUAAAAGCGCCAUUUCUGUCAGGAACGACCUUACUUUCCUUGACAUGACAGUUCAGCAAAUUGAGUAUUUGAAUAAAUCGUACGAUGCCGACGUACCUUUGGUGCUCAUGAACUCGUUUAAUACAGAUGAGGAUACAGAAAAGAUUUUAGGGAAGUACAACCAGAUCAAAGUACGUAUUUACACUUUUAAUCAAAGUAAAUUUCCGAGAAUUAACAGAGAAUCUCUUUUGCCAAUACCGAAAUGCAUGGCGACCGUUGGUACCGACGGUACACCUAGUUGGUAUCCUCCAGGGCACGGUGAUAUUUAUGAGAGUUUUGCUGCAGCUGGUCUUCUAGAAGAGUUUAUAGAAGCAGGUCGAGAAUAUGUAUUUGUGUCGAACAUCGAUAAUUUGGGAGCUACUGUUGACCUUCAUAUUCUGAACCAUUUAAUUAAUCCUCCAAUGGGAGGAAUAGCACCCGAAUUUGUUAUGGAAGUUACCGAUAAAACAAGAGCUGAUGUCAAAGGUGGUACUUUAGUAGAUUACGAUGGUAAGCUAAGGUUACUGGAAAUUGCCCAGGUACCCAAGGAACAUGUUGACGAAUUUAAAAGUGUGAGUAAAUUUAAAAUCUUCAAUACAAACAAUUUGUGGAUUAAGCUGAAUGCUUUGAAAAGAGUCAUAGAUGAACGAACACUACAUAUGGAGAUUAUUGUUAACCCUAAAACACUUGAUAAUGGAAUUAAUGUAAUUCAGCUGGAAACUGCCUCAGGUGCAGCCAUCAAAAGCUUUGAAGGGGCAAUCGGCAUAAACGUACCAAGAAAGCGGUUUCUUCCAGUGAAAACUACAUCUGAUUUACUUCUGGUGAUGAGCAAUUUAUAUAAAAUGAGAACUGGGGCUUUAGAGAUGAGUCCUCAACGCUCCUUCCCAUCAGUGCCGUUAGUUAAACUUGGUAUCCAAUUCCAAAAAGUGAAGGAAUUUUUGCAGAGAUUUGCCAGCAUCCCAGACAUGUUGGAACUAGAUCACCUCACUGUGUCUGGUGAUGUAACAUUUGGUAAAUCUGUCAGUCUGAAAGGAACUGUUAUAAUUAUAGCCAACCACGGUGAUCGUAUUGAUAUUCCGACAGGAGCUUGUCUUGAGAACAAGAUUGUUUCAGGUAACUUAAGAAUCUUGGAUCAUUGAAUCGUAACAGUAAUGACAUAUACAGUGAAUAAAAACAUUUACAAUUGUGUAUAUCUUUCGAUUGGUUUUAAUGACCAGAAAAAUCUAUAUAUAUCUAGAGGCCAAAAUAUUAAAAAAAAAAAAAAAAAAAAACCCUCCUCUCCAGUAUUAUUUGUACCCCAACCUCUUAUGAGGAAGAAAAAAAAAAGAAAAACAACCGACAAUAAGCAAAAUACAAUAAUUAUGUGGUCCGUGUGAUGAAGGAAAGAAAUCUCCGUGUAAUUCCUCCAUGACUGUAAGAUCUGCUGACAGUUAUAUUCUGCUUUCUUUUUUUCUUUUUUUUUUUUUUUUUUUUUUUUUUUUUUUUGAUCUGAUCGUAUUUAGAAUUAGUUGUUUUUUCUCUCCAGUAGAAUGUGCAGGGGUAAUUUGUAUUAUUUCCUCUAGUCACUUUGUGAUACUAGCUGCUGCUGUCCCACUCAAGCACACUGUCAGAAGAAAAGCAACAACAAACUUCAUCUUUCAGUCCACACACUCACAAGCACGCAAGCAAGCUGUUUGUUAGCCCCUCUCUCUAGCUAUUUACCUAUCUCUUUCUCUCUGCCUGUGCACACACACACACACACACACACACAUACACACAUACAUGCAUAUCUAUCUUUCUAUCUGAUGGAAGGGCAGUUUAUGAAACACACAUACACAUUUUAAACACAAACACAGAAAGAAAAAAGAAAAUUGCUGUUUAAAAUACAAAACCAUGACGUCUCCCAGAAUAAACAACACUGAUUAUUUUCCAAUCUGUAUGAUAUUUCAGAAUCAUUUUCAAUUUUGUCGGUUUAAAACUCAGUUAAAUAAAAUAUUUGAAAUUUUUAAACAA